UGCGUCAGUAGAGCCUCUGUCUGGGUGGAAAGUUCACUUUUGAAAGUGCCAUGCUUAAAUUCAUUAGGAUGUCUACGAUGUAAUUAUUUAAAAACAAGACACUCUAGUUUGACACUGAGAAAUAUGGUUUGGCUCCCUGUAGACGGUGAUGGCCCCAGGUGAUAUGGUGCCGGAACAUGCCAAGCAGCAUAAGCUCAAGCAGGAGAAGGAGAAGCUUCAGAGCACCACCAGGCCUGAUGGAGACUCUGAGCCAGAUGGAUCUUUUGUCUUUGAGGCCCACGAGGCAUGGAAGGGCUUCCACAACUCUUUGCGCCAGUUCUACGAAGUGGGGGAGCUCUGUGAUGUUACACUGAAGGUGGGAAGCAGGCUGAUACCAUGCCACAAGCUGGUGCUGGCCUGUGUCAUCCCUUACUUCAGGGCCAUGUUCUUGUCUGAGAUGUCAGAGGCCAAACAGGACCUGAUAGAGAUCAAGGACUUUGACGGAGAUGCCAUCCACGACCUGGUGCGUUUUGCCUACUCCUCCCGCCUGACCCUGACAGUGGACAACGUGCAGCCUCUUCUCUAUGCAGCCUGUAUUCUGCAGGUGGAGCUGGUCGCCAGGGCCUGCUGUGAGUACAUGAAGGCACACUUCCACCCCUCCAACUGUCUGGCUGUCCGCACCUUUGCCGAGAGCCACAACCGCGUCGACCUGAUGGACAUGGCGGACCGUUAUGCUUGCGAGCACUUCCGGGAGGUGGUGAACUGUGAGGACUUCCUGUGCGUGUCGCCUCAGCACCUGAGAACCCUGCUGUCCUCCAGCGAACUGAACAUCCACUCUGAGACACAGGUUUACAAUGCUGCUGUCAAGUGGCUGAAGGCCAACCCCCAGCACCAUGAGGCCUGGCUGGACCAGAUCAUGACUCAGGUGCGCCUCCCCCUGCUCCCAGUAGACUUCCUGACAGGCACGGUGGCCAAGGAGGAGAUGAUCAAAAGAAAUCUGAGCUGCCGGGAUCUGCUGGAUGAGGCCAGGAACUAUCACCUGCACCUCAGCAACAAGAUGGUGCCUGACUUUGAGUACUCAGUCCGCACCACACCUAGGAAACAUACUGCAGGUGUAUUGUUCUGUGUUGGUGGCCGGGGAGGUUCUGGUGACCCGUUCCGCAGCAUCGAGUGUUACUCCAUCAGCAAGAACAGUUGGUUCUUCGGGCCUGAGAUGAACAGCAGGAGACGCCAUGUUGGAGUAAUUUCUGUAGGAGGUAAAGUGUAUGCAGUAGGGGGCCAUGAUGGUAGUGAACACCUGGGCAACAUGGAGAUGUUUGAUCCUCUCACCAACAAGUGGAUGAUGAAAGCUUCCAUGAACACUAAAAGGAGAGGCAUAGCUCUGGCAGCUCUGGAAGGUCCUAUCUACGCCAUCGGUGGUCUCGAUGACAACUCCUGUUUCAACGAUGUAGAGAGAUACGACAUCGAGAGCGACCACUGGAGUGCGGUGGCACCCAUGAACACGCCCAGAGGUGGAGUGGGCUCUGUGGCCUUAGGGAAUCACGUGUAUGCUGUGGGCGGUAACGACGGUGUGGCCUCUCUAUCCAGUGUGGAGAGGUUUGACCCACAUCUCAACAAGUGGACAGAGAUCAGGGAGAUGGGCCAGAGACGGGCAGGGAACGGAGUCGGCGAGCUGAACGGGUGUCUCUAUGUAGUGGGUGGUUUUGAUGACAACUCCCCGCUGAGUUCUGUGGAGCGUUUUGACCCCCGUCUGAGUCGCUGGGACUACAUCUCUGAGCUGACCACGCCCCGGGGCGGAGUGGGUGUGGCCACGGUUAUGGGUUGCGUGUUUGCGGUCGGAGGUCACAACGGGAACAUCUACCUCAACACAGUGGAAGCCUUUGACCCCCGUAUGAACAGGUGGCAGCUGGUGGGGUCGGUGUCUCACUGUCGGGCCGGCGCAGGAGUGGCUGUCUGCUCCUCUCACAUCAGCCAGAUCAGAGACGUGGGCCAGGGCUCCAGCAACGUGGUGGACUGCAUGUGAUCCCUGAGCUGACCACACCGACCAACUUCACGAGCAGACCAACCCAACCCAAGCACUCAACCACACUGUCACUGAACAGGAGCACUAGUGGUUGUUCCUUUAAGCACUGACUGAAGGGUUCUCCCCAAAGAUUGUAAGAGGAGCGCUGCACCACCUUGUGAACUAGCUGCGCCACUUUGAGAAAUAAAAUACUUAACAAAUAAAGUUAUCAUAUGCCGCAACUGUUUUUGCUCUAGAUUGCAGGAAAUGGCACUUAUAGGUGUUCAAAAACCUUUAUCAAGUGAAAAUGGCUGAUAGUUGAGCUUUAGACAUCAUAUUAAACAGGCCUUGAAUAUCAACUUGUAUUUUAAGAGCAACAAGUUAGUACUUACAAUGCAUUCAGAAAGUAUUCAGACCCCUUGACUUUUUCCACAUUUUGUUACAUUACAGCCUUAUUCUAAAAUUGAUUAAAUAGUU
This is a messenger RNA of Oncorhynchus tshawytscha (Chinook salmon), 2458 nucleotides long. It is a transcript of the gene klhl8, whose product is annotated as kelch-like family member 8. The transcript has 10 exons. Bases 149 to 2002 code for a protein of 617 amino acids. The record is from RefSeq and is a predicted model, not a curated record. Lineage: Eukaryota; Metazoa; Chordata; Actinopteri; Salmoniformes; Salmonidae. Gene Ontology annotation, molecular function: protein binding.